AUGGAUGCCGAUGUGAUUCGGGUCCUGUUAAACCGAAGCGACUUUAUCCCUCUCGAUACGCGCACCGACGACGAACACUACGGUAGGGUCGCCCGUGCAGAGCGUGCAGGUGCUAUCCCCGGCUCUAUUCACAUUGAAUGGCUCAAUAAUCUGGACGAAGCGGGUGCGUUCAAACCUGCUGACGAACUCCGGGAGAUGUAUGAAGCCGUUGGUAUUACACCCGACAAGCAGGUUAUGUGCUACUGA
Messenger RNA from Geodia barretti, 246 nucleotides. The record is from the annotation of a GenBank genome assembly. Lineage: Eukaryota; Metazoa; Porifera; Demospongiae; Tetractinellida; Geodiidae.